Molecule: messenger RNA, 510 nt
Organism: Iphiclides podalirius (scarce swallowtail)
Lineage: Eukaryota; Metazoa; Arthropoda; Insecta; Lepidoptera; Papilionidae
Source: the annotation of a GenBank genome assembly
AUGCUGUUCGCCCGCAACGUAGUCGACUUUCUUCGGCAGGUGCAGCGCCAUUUGGCCCGGGCCCGCCACGCGCCGCCCCGCCAUCUGCCUAGGCAUCGCUGUCUAAAGCCGGCUCUAUCCGGACAGUUGGGCUUCGAACCCGUGGCCGACGGUAGCCGCGGCCGCUGCGCCGUCGGGUGCACCCCGCCCCCCCCCCCCCCCCCCCCCCCCCCCCCCGGAAGUGUCGCUUCCGGACAUGGCCGCCGCGACAAUGCCGACGAAUGCGGGGUCAACGGGCCCCCGCCGAUGCAACAGAUGCCCGCGGCGCAGCCUCCGCGGCAAGGCCUAAGGGAUUCGUCUGCAAAUGCGGACAGUCCCGGGAAUGCGGCCCGCGUGGUCACCCCGCUGAAUUGCAAUAGGCCCGCGCCCCGUCGACAUUUAGGCGGCGGAAUGCGCGCCGCGGACCUUUGUCCCCAGCUCUUCGGUAUUGAGCAAUUACCCCACCGUUCUGAGGCCGCUCCCGUCGAGAUC